CGGCGGCCGAGGCCCAGGGGCCGCGCAGCAAAAGCAAGUCCAGCAGCCCUCGACAAAUCCCGGUGAUCGGGGUGGUGACCGAGGACGAGGACGCUCUGGGUGCUUUAAAGCCUAUGGACCUAAAUAGUAUCAUCAAACUCCUUGAAGAGACUGCUCAAGAUGAUUUAGAAGAAAAACAACUUAAAUCUGUCAAGACAUUGGUGCAGUAUUAUCAGAAUGGAUUUCCCCUAAGGGAUUUGGCACAGAUAUUUAAAAUUCUGAAUCUAUGUGCAGGAAAAAUUGAAAACCAGCCUCCUUUUCUAGAACCUGCCUAUAAUAUCAUAAAAUUAUGUGGCUUGCCAUUCUUGAAAAAGAAAGUAUCAGAUGAAAUAACAUAUGCUGAAGAUACUGCUAAAUCAAUCGCGCUUCUGGGUAACUUAAUGAAAAUACCAAGUUCUGAAUUGAGGGUACAAAUUUGUAAGUGUAUUGUUGACUUUUAUCAUGCAGAACCAUCAAAGAAGCAUAUUACAGGUUACCAGCAAGCUAGCUCAGCAUAUAAGAUUCAAAUGGCUGAAGUCGGAGGAUUGGCAAAAACAAUGGUUCAGUCAUUGGCCUUGCUUGAAAAUCAACUUGUUGAGAAACUUUGGGUACUUAAAGCUCUGCAACAUCUCUCAACUUCUGAAGUUAAUUGUACUUUAAUGAUGAAAGCAUAUGCAGCCAGUGGCAUCUGUGCUCACCUCAAUGACCCAGAUCCCUCUGGGCAGCUUCUGUUUCGCUCAUCAGAAAUACUUUGGAACUUACUAGAAAAAUCAUCAAAAGAAGAAAUCAUAAAACAACUUAGUAACCUGAAGUGUUUGCUAACUUUAAAGGAAGUUUUCAAACAUCUGUUUACAAGAGGUUUUAGUGAUUAUGACCGUCAGCUUAGAAACGAUAUAUUAGUGAUCACUACAAUUAUAUCUCAAAAUCCUGAAGCACCAAUGGUUGAAUGUGGCUUUACCAGGGAUUUGAUACUAUUUGCAACCUUUAAUGAAGUUAAAAGUGAAGAUCCUUUGGUAAAAGGUCUAAAGCUUUCUAAUUCCUAUGAAGAUUUUGAGUUGAAGAAAUUGCUGUUCAAUAUACUAGUGAUCUUAUGUAAAGAUUUAACUACAGUACAGCUAUUGAUUGAUGGCAAAGUUGUUUUGGCUUUGUUUACCUAUGUAAAGAAGCCUGAGAAGCACAAAAUCAUCGAGUGGUCUGCAGCACAGUAUGAAGAAUUACAGCUGCAUGCACUUGCCACUUUGUCAUCAGUGGCUCCUUUAUUAAUUAAAGAGUAUAUGUUGUGCCAGGGAAAUGCUCGAAUCCUGGCAUUUCUAGAAUGGUGUGAAAGUGAAGAAUGCUUCUUCAGUCAUGGUAACAGUUUCCAUGGCACAGGCGGCCGUGGCAACAAGUUUGCCCACUUGCGUUACACUUUGAGACUCCUGAGAGCUAUGAUCUAUCUUGAGGAUGAGACUGUGAAUCAGGAUCUUUGCGAAAAGGGAACGAUUCAGCAACUCAUAGGGAUAUUUAAAUAUACAACAAGCAAGAUUAAUGACAAGGAAGAGGCCAUUCUUUUGGAAAUUCAAUCUGAUAUAUUACUUAUUUUAUCUGCUCUUUGUGAAAAUGAUAAUUCCAGGAAGGAAAUUUUUGGAACUGAAGGAGUGGAUAUAGUUCUUCAUGUAAUAAAAACAGACCCCAAGAAGUUUCAGAGUGGAUUAGGCUAUACUGUUCUUCUUUUUAGUACAUUGGACAGCAUUUGGUGCUGCAUCUUGGCUUGUUAUCCCUUAGAGGAUUACUUUCUUGAAAAGGAAGGCAUUUUUCUCCUUUUGGAUUUAUUGGCAUUGGACCAAAAAAAAUUCUGUAGUCUAAUACUUGCAAUAAUGGUUGAAUUUUGUGAUAAUCCCAAAACCCCGGUUCACGUCAAUGCUUGGCGAGGGAAGAAGGACCAAACAGCUGCCAGCCUUUUGAUUAAAUUGUGGAGAAAGGAAGAAAGGGAACUAGGAGUACUACGUGAUAAACGCGGGAUGAUUAUUGAUACAAGGAAACCUCUAUUUACUAGUUUUCAAGUAGAGCAAAAAAUCAUGCCAAUGCCUGCUAACUGCCCGACCUUCGCAGUUAUGGAUGUUGCAGAAAACAUUAGAGCAAAAAUUUAUGCUGUGUUGGGCAAACUAGAUUUUGAAAAUUUACCUGGCCUCUCUACUGAAGAUUUUGUGACCCUUUGUAUCAUACAUAGAUAUCUUGAUUUUAAAAUUGGAGAAAUAUGGAAUGAAAUUUAUGAAGAAAUGAAAUUAGAAAACUUAAAACCGGUCACUACAGACAGACGUGUUUUGCAAGCUAUUUUAACGGCUUCAGAAAACGUUGGAAAGAUGGUUGCUUCCCUGCAGUACGAGAUGGUUGAAAUCCAAGCCCGCCAGGAUGUGCAAGAUGAACAAAAAGUAUACGCAAAAGUAAGCCACGGAUACCAUUGAGGCACAAGUUAAUUUCAUUGUAUGAACUAGUGGAAGUCCUCCAAGGAUAUAUUGCCUUACUUGUGAAUGUUUCAGCACUUGAAGUUAUUUGU
Messenger RNA from Myotis brandtii (Brandt's bat), 2554 nucleotides. RefSeq names its product cilia and flagella associated protein 69 (gene CFAP69). Gene Ontology annotation, biological process: olfactory behavior; response to odorant; positive regulation of flagellated sperm motility. The record is from RefSeq and is a predicted model, not a curated record. The transcript has 20 exons. Gene Ontology annotation, cellular component: non-motile cilium; sperm midpiece. NCBI's taxonomy places the organism in Eukaryota, Metazoa, Chordata, Mammalia, Chiroptera, Vespertilionidae. Bases 114 to 2462 code for a protein of 782 amino acids.